AUGAGUCUGGACCCCCGCCAGAACAAGCAAGCGGAGGCCGCCAUAUCAGCAGAAGCAGCAAAGCCCGGAUUCUCGCUCGCCCUCCUCCAAAUCGUUGCGACCGAAUCGUUCCCUCCCACCGUGAGACUAUCUAGCGCGCUCUACUUCAAGAACUUCAUAAAGCGGACAUGGACGGACGAGGAGGGCAACUACAAGCUGUCAGAGAACGAGGUAGUAGCGAUCAAGCAAGAGCUCAUCGGGCUGAUGACUUCGGUGCCCCCAAGUAUGCAAGCCCAGCUUGGAGAGGCUAUCAGCGCAAUUGCAGAGAGCGACUUUUGGCGACGGUGGGACACACUGGUCGAUGACCUGAUAUCACGGCUCACCAAGGACAAUACCGCGGUCAACAACGGCGUCUUGCAGGUUGCGCACUCCAUUUUCAAGCGGUGGCGCCCGCUGUUCCGAUCCGACGAGCUGUUCACCGAGAUCAACCAUGUUCUAUCCAAGUUCAGCACACCUUUCAUCACCUUGAUGAUCAAUACAGACAGCCUUAUCUCGAGUUCGCAAAACAACCCUGCGGCAUUACAAGAGGCUUUCUCCACGCUCAAUCUGAUCAUGAAACUGUUCUAUGAUCUUUCAUGCCAAGACCUGCCGCCGGUCUUCGAAGAGAACAUUGGUGAUAUCUCGUUACUUCUCCUCAAAUACCUCACCUACGACAACCCGGCUUUGCACACUUCCGACGAGAGCGAAUCCGGAGUUCUGGAAUACGUCAAGGCUGGAAUCUUCGAGGUCUUGAUUUUAUACACGCAGAAAUAUGAGGACGCAUUCGGACCCCAGCUAGAAAAUUUUGUUAAAACGUCCUGGACUUUCCUCAUGGCUGUCGGGCUUGAGACAAAGUACGACAUCCUAGUCAGCAAAGCGUUGCAAUUCCUCACCGCGGUCGCCUCGAUACCCCAGUACGCACAAUCCUUCAGCGACCCGGAAACGCUCCGUCAAGUGAUAGAAAAGGUCAUCUUGCCAAAUCUUUCGCUCCGGGAGUCUGAUGUCGAGCUUUUCGAAGAUGAGCCUAUUGAGUUCAUUCGCCGAGAUCUGGAGGGUUCGGACAGCGAUACGCGGCGGCGAGCUGCUACGGACUUCCUUCGUCAACUCAUGUCCCAGUUCGACAAGCUAGUGACUGUAGAGGUCACCAAGUACGUGGAACACUACCUUCAAGAGUACGCGAAAGACCGGAACAACAACUGGAAAUCCAAAGACACCGCCGUCUAUCUCUUCUCUGCCAUUGCCGCAAAGGGCACCGCCACAGCUGCUCAGGGAGUUACAAACGUGAACCCGAAUGUCGAUAUUCUCGACUUCUUCCAGAAGUACAUUGCUGAAGACCUGACUUCAAACGGCAUUGAGCCUAUCCUGAAAGUAGACGCCAUCAAGUAUGUCUACGUAUUCCGGAGUCAGCUCACACCACAGUACUGGCACGUCGCGUUUCCUUUACUGGUCAACCACCUCGGUUCAAGCAACUACGUGGUCUAUACGUACGCUGCAAUUGCUGUCGAACGGGCUUUGUUCAUGACGGAUGACACUCGACAGCCCAUCAUACCCAAGCCCGAUGUGGUCUCGCUCUCCAAGAACCUACUUUCGCACCUUUUCACUUUGAUUCAGAAGGAUUCAGCGCCUGAAAAGAUUCAAGAGAACGAGUUCCUAAUGAAGUGCGUCAUGAGAGUGCUGAUCUUCAUUCGAGAGGGAGUCCUUCCUCACGUUGACCUCGUGCUCACCAACUUUAUCAACAUCACCAAGGUCAUACGGCACAACCCGAGCAACCCGCGCUUCUACUAUUAUCAUUUCGAAGGCAUAGGCGCACUAAUCCGGUACGCGGCUUCAACUCAGCAAGACAAGCUUGAAAAGGCCCUUUACGAUCCCUUCGCGGCCAUUCUUGCAGAAGACGUCCAGGAGUUCGCUCCGUAUGUUUUCCAACUGUUUGCUGCACUUCUCGAGGCAAACCCGUCCGGCACCCUCUCGGAUUACUACAAAGGUCUCAUUGCCCCUAUCCUCAUGCCUAGUCUUUGGGAGUCAAAGGGUAAUGUCCCCGCCCUCGUUCGUCUGUUGACUGCCAUGAUACCCCGUGGUGCCGAAGACAUUGUUCGAAACAACCAGGUCGAACCAAUUCUGGGCAUCUAUCAGAAGCUGGUUUCGACCAAACUCCACGAAUCCCACUCAUUCGAAUUGAUCGAAACGGUCAUAAGCUCUUUGCCGCUCCAGGCCCUUUCGAAUUACUUCGUCACCAUCCUCCAGCUAAUGCUGACGCGACUUUCUACCUCCAAGACAGAAAACUUCUCACAGCGCUUCAUCGCAUUCUACCACUUCAUAUCUGCAAGACAGGAUAAGGGUCUUGGGACAGACUUCUUUGUCGGCAUCACAGAUCAGGUUCAGCAUGACGUGUUCAAGCCGGUCUAUCUGACCGUCAUUCUCCCAGAUACCCAGAAGUUGACGCGACCAUUUGAUCGCAAGACCGCUGUCGUUUCCUUCACCAUGACCCUGACCGACUCCCAAGCUUUCAUUGACCGCUAUCCUAAAGGAUGGGGCCUCACCUGUCAGAGACUCCUCGAACUCCUGGUCAACCCGCCAGUCCCUCCCACCGCUGACGACAUCGUCCCCGACCAAGACGUCGACGAUCUCAGCUUUGGCGUCGGCUUUACCCAACUCAACACCUGCAAGAAGGUUCCCCGAGACCCAUUCCCGGAGAUUACUGGUGUCCGGAACUGGGUGGGCCAGUAUCUAAAGACGGCAGACGCGAGGCAUGGCGGCCGCAUCGGCCAAUUAGUGCAGGAGAGGCUGUCGCCUGAUAUGAAGCAGUCGCUCAUGACCUACAUGCAAGGUUAAACAUAGUGAAAGCAUGCCAAAAAGUUGGGUUGGAUGUUUGUGCUGUCGGGGCAUUGCCAGUGAGCGUGAAUAGCAUAUAGGGAUGGAUAGGAGCAUGAGGUCUGUUUGAUAAGCAAGAUACCAGGUAGGUCAGUAGGUAGGAAAAUAGGCUCACAGGGAGGUC
This is a messenger RNA of Mytilinidion resinicola, 3010 nucleotides long. Its product is annotated as Cse1-domain-containing protein. Gene Ontology annotation, cellular component: cytosol; nuclear envelope. The record is from RefSeq and is a predicted model, not a curated record. Gene Ontology annotation, biological process: protein import into nucleus; protein export from nucleus. Gene Ontology annotation, molecular function: nuclear export signal receptor activity; small GTPase binding. NCBI's taxonomy places the organism in Eukaryota, Fungi, Ascomycota, Dothideomycetes, Mytilinidiales, Mytilinidiaceae. The coding region runs from base 1 to 2847 and encodes 948 amino acids. The transcript is spliced from 7 exons.